This is a messenger RNA of Capsella rubella, 900 nucleotides long. RefSeq lists its product as uncharacterized. NCBI's taxonomy places the organism in Eukaryota, Viridiplantae, Streptophyta, Magnoliopsida, Brassicales, Brassicaceae. The coding region runs from base 122 to 709 and encodes 195 amino acids. The record is from RefSeq and is a predicted model, not a curated record. The transcript is spliced from 7 exons.
CACAGUCGCUUCUUCUUCUUCUUCUUCUUCUUCUUCUUCUUCUUCUCCAUUGAUACUUUCCCAAGCAAAGCUUCUUCAAUCUUCCUCGUGGUAAUAGUGAGAUUCCUAGAGUGUGUUCUGAAUGGAGGCAGUAAUUAAGAAAUGGCAGCAGAAGUUCAGAAAAGGGAAGGACGAGAUGGAAAAGUGGGAUGCACUUCAAGUUCGAUGGGUUUCCCUCUUCAGAAACGCUUCUUCUAUCAUCCAGAGAUUACAGGAAAUACAAAAUCAUGGGAGCUAUGGAGCUUUGAGAUGUCUGAAAGGGAUUGAAGACGCAGUUGUGCAGCAACAGAUGGGUCAACUGGACUAUCUAUUGCGUUCCAUGAGAAAUGUUCUGGAGGAAUUCUGGGGCUGUGUUUUGACAUUAAAGAAGCUACAUCGAGACGGUUUGCAUUUACUUGAAGUUGAAUCGAGCAAGAGGCGGGUAAAGGAACGAAUUGGAGUAAAACCUUGCAUUGCUGAUUGCUUGGAGGGGCUUUCUAUCCUCUUUGACAUGCAUCAAUCAGAAUACCAUCUCAAAUCUUCAAUUAUUUCCGCACUUUCGUGUCUCAUCCUGAAACCAAGUCCUGGUGAUCUAAAUGCACUACAAUACCUCGUGGUUGAUCAGCCAAAUAUCCCGAAAGACGAAGUACAACACAUUUUCGAUGUCAUUUUCGCAGAAGAGAUCAAAUGAUGUAAGAAGGAACUAAUCUUUCCGGAUCCGCGAUAAAAAUGUGACGAGUGCUAGCGGGUUUGCUUGAUUUUGUUAGUUUGAUAAAGUAAAUUAAUUAAUGAAGUGUUGAAAAGUCAAUAGAAUGUGAAGAAAUUUUAGAAACAAAGUGGUGAAGAGAAAAAUGAGAGGCGCAUUACCAAACUCUUAUUACA